Molecule: messenger RNA, 2506 nt
Organism: Pelobates fuscus (common spadefoot toad)
Lineage: Eukaryota; Metazoa; Chordata; Amphibia; Anura; Pelobatidae
Gene: VSTM5
Product: V-set and transmembrane domain containing 5
Exons: 4
Coding region: 218-787 (189 amino acids)
Source: RefSeq, a predicted model, not a curated record
UCAGAUGCAAAUAUAAAAAGCUGCAAGGCACAGGUAGUGUGAAUGCAGUGUGUGCACUAAGUGAUCUGUCUGCAUGACAAGGCUGUCCACACAGCUGGCUAUUGGGAUCUGUCUAUUUCCCAGCCAUGGACAAGGAUUUAAAUUCCCCAUCAUCAUGACAUAUGACAGGAGCAGGUCUCUGGAAACCUGAGAUGUAUGACUGGAAUCCUCUAUUCCCAUGAAGAAUCUAAUACCAUGGAAACGUGCAUGCUUCUUCACAAUCUGCCUCAUUCAACAAUUCUAUCACAAUGAAGGAAUUAUACUGUUUGUCCCGGAACCACUGGUUAAUGCUACAGUGUCACACAACGUCUUACUAUCGGUGCAAUACAUAUGUAAUGGGACACCAUCGAUAGAAUGGCAGCACACAUCAAACUGGCGGAGUGAACGCAUUAUUGACUGGAGGACAGGGUUCUAUUUGAAUAUCUCCAAAGGUUAUGCUGGCAGAGUUAAGGUGUAUGACAAUGGCUCUAUCCUGCUGGAGGAUGUCGGAGUGAAAGACACUGGGUAUUAUGUGGUCACUGUCACCGAGGAUUAUGGGAACACUAAGCACGGCACCAUCUUUCUCAGUGUUCAUGAGAUCCUCUAUGAAGAUUUCUAUUUUGUAGCAGUAUUUAUCGCCUUCCUGGCGGCAGGCGCUGCCGUUUUGAUCUGCCUCAUGUGGCUUUGCAAUAAAUGUAUAACUGUUGUUCAGAAGAGGAAGCAAAGUCGAAGAGAAGAAGAGAUUGAAUUGAGAAUAAUUUCUGAAUAAAUGAAGGACCUAUUUUUCUGGAGUCUACCUCAAGAUCCAAGCGUAAACAUGAAUUAAAGGUUCAUAAAUAAAGACUAUUUAUUUAAUUCACCGUUUGGUAGGAGAUCUGUUUUAUCUAUAUGCACUGAGAAAACCGAUUUGAACAUUUAGUACGUGAAAGACAUUUUUGUGAAAAGAAGGGGAAACAUCUGUAGUUUAUCAGCAAUUGUGAACAUUUCCUAUUUUUGGUAGAAUUCACAUUCAAUUAUGCUGUUCCAUGAUGCACCGUCAUUGUCUACAGAAAUCCUCUGGCGGUGUUUCUGGGAAACCUGCUGGGCUACGCAUGUUGCAAAUGGACCCUGGGACGUCUCCUAGGUCCAGCUCACACAGCCCUCUACAAGUAACAUACACUGUAUUUUGAGUGUGUAUCCAAAACAGUGGAAUUACAACUCAGAUGUUCCCAAGUCAAGACUCAAAAAAUACACGGUAUUAAAUUUUCCUUUAAUGACAUCAACUGUAUAGAGCAAUCAACAAGUGUGUCGAACGAUCAAGGACUAUGACAGCAACAAGAGUUGGUAGGGGAGUCAAGUAUUACCAAGGAGACAAAUUUCUCCCCCUGGGGGACUGUAAUGGAGUCAAGUAUUAUCAAGGCACCCAAUUUCCCACCACCUUCAAGUUACUGCUCAUCCGCUAUUGGUAUCAAGCUUGUGACAAUAUACAUUCAACACAUACAUUCAGCGUAGGCGCUUCUUUUUGACAGGUGCCUAUAAGCAGCUGCCUUCCAUGUCCAUUGGUGAUCAAGUCCUGUGUGCCAUUAGUUCGCAUUGUUCUGAUUUCCAUAUUUUUGCCCUAUGGUGAGAGCUGUGUUUGACAUACUUCCAUCAGAACAAUGUGUAAAGAUGGAAUUAUGGUUGUUUGAGAGUGGUUGGCCAAUAAUGACACAUCACGAGAAGACGCAUCAUUACUGGAGGAAUUGAUGUUUACAGUAGCUAAAGUUCUAGAAUUUGCUCAUCACUAGUGCAUGAACAUUAGUGAAUUUAUUCACGAAAUGGUAAGUCGUGACAAGUGUACAGUUUUACAAUAUUUACUCACUACAUUGUGAAUUGUCUGAACAUCGAAGUGAAUUGAAAAUUUUACGCCAAAAUAGUAAGGCUAAAAACAAAAAUAAAUUUCAAGUUUGGCUAUUUUGGACAAACAUUUGAAAUUCACAAUAAUUUACCCUUCAGUGAAUAACCCUAUAAAGAAAGCUAUUCGUUUUAGAAGAGGCUCAAGGAACACUAAAUUGAAUCUUUCUUUUUUCCAGGUUUGAUAUUUUGGCUUGAAUUUUAGACCACAGUGGUGAACUCGUCUAUACAACUCAUAAUUUAGUGAGUUAACUCCCACAAGUAUUGUCAUUCCCUUGCACUGUACUGUACUGUAUAGCCAUGGAAAACAGAUAACAUUGUAUCUUUAGCCAAGUGACAAUCUAUUCUUCAGAUCAAACCCGUUGGAUGGGAUUCCAAAUCACCUAACAAAGCAUAUUGUCUUAAGACUUGUUACAACACGCUACAUGGCCAUUAGACCGUAUCAAACAAAUACGCCAGGGGGCAUUUAAAGUUCUGUGUUCAAUGACAUAAUAACAGGGUCUAUAACAUCAAGUGUGGUGUCCGUGUGAUGUACAUGAGGUGUGUAUGUUUACAUUCAAUAUUUAAAUUGUCAUAUUUUUGGAAGUAAAUAAACAAUUAAAUAUUUGUCUGUUUU